CUGAAAACAUGAGGCUCAGAAACUGUCACUCACCUCACCCUUCCAUUUCCACUUUCUCUAUCUGAAAAAUGCAACCCCUUCAUGCUCCAUCUUCUUCUUCACCAUACCUUAACCUUUCAUUCCGAGCCUCAAAACCACAACACUUAACAUGGGGUUCGUUUUCACAUCUGAAGUCUUCACCUUUGUUUGCCAUUCAUUUAACUCUUCAGUCCCAAAGGGACCAAAGUUCAUUAUGGAGAUAUCACAAAAGGGCCAUCUUUUGUUCUGGUGCUACCAGAGCUACUUCUGUUGAAGUAGGCUCUUCUUCGGUAUCAACUGGAACACCGGAGGAUGAUGUGUUGAAAGCCUUGUCUCAGAUUAUUGAUCCAGACUUUGGAACGGAUAUUGUUACAUGCGGAUUUGUCAAAGAUCUCCAGAUCGAUAAAGCUCUUGGAGAGGUAUCUUUUCGGUUAGAGCUCACUACUCCGGCAUGUCCAAUCAAGGACAUGUUUGAGGAGAAAGCAAACGAAGUGGUGACGAAUCUUCCUUGGGUAAAAAAUGUAAAAGUCACAAUGUCCGCACAGCCAGCAAGACCUCUAUUUGCAGAGCAACUUCCGGCAGGUCUACAGACAAUUUCAAAUAUUGUGGCUGUGUCCAGUUGCAAGGGAGGAGUUGGAAAAUCAACUGUAGCUGUAAACCUUGCUUACACUUUGGCUGAUAUGGGUGCUAGAGUUGGUAUAUUUGAUGCUGAUGUUUAUGGUCCAAGCUUACCAACGAUGGUCUCUCCUGAAAAUCGAUUGCUAGAAAUGAAUCCGGAGAAGAGGACCAUAAUUCCAACUGAAUACCUGGGGGUGAAGCUGGUCUCUUUCGGAUUUGCUGGACAAGGACGUGCGAUAAUGCGUGGCCCAAUGGUUUCUGGAGUCAUUAACCAACUUUUGACUACUACCGAGUGGGGCGAGCUCGAUUACCUUAUUAUUGACAUGCCUCCUGGAACUGGAGAUAUUCAACUUACUUUAUGCCAGAUAGUUCCAUUAACUGCUGCUGUAAUUGUUACCACCCCUCAAAAGCUGUCAUUCAUUGAUGUUGCAAAAGGAGUUCGGAUGUUUUCAAAGCUAAAGGUGCCUUGCGUUGCUGUUGUGGAAAACAUGUGUCAUUUUGAUGCUGAUGGAAAGCGAUAUUACCCGUUUGGUAGAGGUUCAGGUUCUCAGGUUGUUCAGCAGUUUGGAAUACCUCAUCUGUUUGAUAUGCCUAUUAGACCAACUCUAUCUGCUUCUGGAGAUAGUGGAAUGCCCGAAGUGGUGGCUGAUCCUCAAGGCGAAGCGUCCAAGAUAUUCCAAGAUCUAGGAGUGUGUGUAGUGCAGCAGUGUGCUAAGAUACGCCAACAAGUUUCAACAGCUGUCACCUAUGAUAGAUCAAUCAAGGCAAUCAAAGUGAAGGUACCAGAUUCAGAUGAGGAAUUCUUCCUGCAUCCUGCGACGGUGAGACGGAACGACCGAUCUGCUCAGAGUGUGGAUGAAUGGACUGGGGAGCAGAAACUGCAAUACACCGAUGUUCCUGAAGAUAUUGAACCCGAAGAAAUUCGACCAAUGGGAAACUACGCUGUUUCAAUAACUUGGCCUGAUGGAUUUAGUCAGAUUGCGCCAUAUGAUCAGCUGCAGACAAUCGAACGGCUAGUCGACAUUGUUUCGCCAACUGUACAUGCAUGAUAAUAUUGGCCAUUGAAAACAUCACAAGGAUUGCAUUAAUGUGCUUGUAAUUGGUGGAGUUAUGCAUGUAAUAGCCUCAAUUUUCGUUCAAUUCUCCUCCAUAUACUAGGCAUAUUGGUAGAGUUUGAUAGAUUAUUCUGUAAGUUAAUAGCUUGGCCUUGAGGCUCACUAAACUCCUCAAGCUUUUUGUUACUUGUUCCACUGAGUAAAGCAUUCAUUUGCAAGUGACAGUUUACUCACUUUUUAUAUCGAAGUUGUAAGGCUAAUACAUAAUAGAAGUUAUAAAUUAAAUGGUAAGUAAUGUCUUAUUUAUUA
This is a messenger RNA of Arachis duranensis, 2000 nucleotides long. Its product is annotated as fe-S cluster assembly factor HCF101, chloroplastic. Gene Ontology annotation, molecular function: 4 iron, 4 sulfur cluster binding; ATP-dependent FeS chaperone activity; ATP binding. The coding region runs from base 69 to 1685 and encodes 538 amino acids. Gene Ontology annotation, biological process: iron-sulfur cluster assembly. Lineage: Eukaryota; Viridiplantae; Streptophyta; Magnoliopsida; Fabales; Fabaceae. Gene Ontology annotation, cellular component: chloroplast stroma. The transcript has 15 exons. The record is from RefSeq and is a predicted model, not a curated record.